Messenger RNA from Penicillium mononematosum, 186 nucleotides. RefSeq lists its product as uncharacterized. The annotation marks the transcript as partial. Lineage: Eukaryota; Fungi; Ascomycota; Eurotiomycetes; Eurotiales; Aspergillaceae. The record is from RefSeq and is a predicted model, not a curated record. The transcript has 3 exons.
AUGGCGGCGCGGAUAUGUGAUCUGGUUCAGAAUGUAGGCAACCUGGUAUUUGGUGUCAACCUCCGGAAGUCGGAUAUACCCGUGGACGGUGUGACUGUGGCUCGCGUAAUGGGUGCUAGAAGAGUAUUUUCGUGCAUCGGAAUGGCGAAAUGGGAAGGCCAGAUACAGGAUACAGUUGGCUUGAAC